AUGCCACUUGCGUUGGCCUUCCUCGACUACUUCGACAGCGUAGAGAUCAACGCCGUCUUGAAUGCCCUUGUCUCCGCCGGAGUUGCCACGAAGUACGUCGAGCUGAUCGCCAACAGUAACGAGGGAAUGUCCACGACCAUCAAUCUGUUCGACAAGAAGCUCUCGAUCCCCAUCAGGAAAGGUGUUCGCCAGGGAGAUACCAUCUUCCCCAAGUUGAUCUCCACGGCACUAGAAGACGCGAUGCGCCAACUUGGAUGGAACGAAGAGCACGACUGGGAAGACGGUACAGACGUCAGAGGCAUCAACUUCGACGGCAAGGUCCUCACAAACAUUCGCUUCGCCGACGACAUCGUACUCUUCUCCAGCUCCACCACCGAACUGUCCUCCAUGCUGAACGAUCUGGACGAAGUCGGCAAGAAGAUCGGCCUCAAGAUGAACGUCAAGAAGACGCAGUGGAUGAAGAAGCGCUUCUGCGACCAAGGCAAAGUCACUCUGGAGAGCGCGACCUUCAAGAGGUCACAUCCUACACCUACCUUGGCCGCGAAGUAAACAUGGUGAACGACCUGCAAGCAGAGAUCUGCAGAUGCAGACGCGCUGGAUGGGCCGCCUUCAACUCCAUCAAAGAAGUCACCAGCCAGCUGAAAAACCCGAAACUGCGAGCUCACAUCUUCGAGGCGUCGAUAAUUCCUGCCAUCUCCUACGGCGCCGAAGUUUGGCCUGACACGAAGAAAAAUGCAACCGCUCUACGAACCUACCGCGCACUGGAACGUGCUCUCCUCGGCACCACUCGCUUCGAGCAAUGGAAAAAAGAACAGAGGAGCACAGACCUCCGUCAACGGUCCCAAAUCCGGGAUCUAGAAGAGCACAUACAGCGCGGGAAACAUCGUUGUGGCGGCCACGUCAUCCGCAGACAACACGACCGCUGGUCCACGAGAUUAACACACUGGAUUCCGAGAAACAUCAAGCGCCCACUCGGGCGCCCACCGACCAGAUGGACGGACUACUUCCGCAAGAACAUCAGUCAGCCAGGCCGCCACUGGAUGACCGUCGCGCAAGUCCGAGCCGCCUGGAGAACGUGUGGUCCACGCUGAUAACAUCAGCGAAGAUGGAUCAUCAAAGUAUCAAAGUAUCAAGUAGUAAGUUUUAUACUAAUAAAGUUUUUUUGUUACAAUUUAAUCUACAAGUUGAAACAAAAAUUUUUUUACUAACAUGCUCUCGAAAUCGAAUAAAAAAAUUUUUCAAUUUUGCGCCGCCCCACGAAAAAUUAGGCAUCGUCGAAAUUUUUAGUUUUUUUGUUUUCACAUGAUUUAUUUUUCACUUAAAAAAAUCGAAUUUGAAAAUAAAAAAAGGCGCCAACGACAUGGGACUAGGUUAAAAACUCGAAGAAAAAAAGUAGUUUUGGUUUUUUGUACGAAACUUCGCUAAAACGCUUCGAAAAUCGGGUUAAAAGUAUAUGAGAUUGAAGAGGACGGUUUUCUCUAUGUUUCCACUAAUUUUCUCCGUUUUUGGUUCAGUAAUGCGCUUGAACGAAAACAUCAAACACAAAAUCUAAAAAACCAGUGCAUUUCACCAUCGCGAAAAGGGGCGUGGCUUUGCGGUCUCUAUGUUAACAUCAUCGUUCUGUUCCUCUUUUUAUUAUUGCUAGUUUUCGUCGUUAUUGAAUAUCCUUGCAUUUGUUACAGCAACGCGUUUCUUGCCAAAAGUUCAAUCAAGCGCCAUCGACUAUUCAAAAAACUCGGUUACCUUUUUUUUUCAUCUGUUCUACUACUUUUCAAUGCACAAUAGAAAAAUGCCAAUAAAUAUGUUGAAAAGAUACAAAAAGAGCAAUAAACGAGCUCUACAAAGAGUUCGUGACGGUUGAAUUGAACUCGUACCAAGAACCAAGACGCGCACUCUACGCGUCUCGCCUCAUUUCCCACCACCCUCGCCUUUCAAGUCGGGAAAAAUGGACUAUAUUUGCUUCUUUCGUGUAAAAAUCGGAAAAACUGGAGACGCUUCUUGCGUUCUCGGAAAGCACCGUGAUUUUUUUAUUGUGCUCAAUAAAACCACGAAAAAUUUUGGAAUUUAUUGCUCAGUGGGGCGUUUAAUGUGAAACUUGGGAUAAAAGACAUGCUUUCGACCGUUUUUCCUUAUUUGUAUUCAGAAAUGAAACUCUUCUUGGCCUUUAUCGGUUUUUUGCCGUUGGCCAACACCUACGGCUUAUCGAUGUCUGUAUUGGUAGGUUUGAAAAAGUUUAUCAUUAAAAGUUCUUGGAGAAAAACUUCAAAAUAAAAUACUUUUUAUAAGCUCACCAAACUAAGUUGACUUUGAAAUGAAUCAUACGUUAAUCAAAUGAACUUGAAAGAUUAACUUAGGUUUAUCUGAUGUUUUGAUCUUUUUUGGUUUUUGUGCAAUGUGUCAUUUAUGUUCACCAUUGGGAGCAUCCAAACUUCUCUGCACUCUCUCGACUUUUUUUUUUAGCUAUUCUCAGUUUUCUGUGAUCUCGCUUGUGAGGGAAAAGAGAGCGCAGAUAGGUCAAAUUCCUAGGGAAUGAUUAUUUUUCAACAGAAAUCUCGAAAAUUGGUUGAUAGUUCAGAAACCCUUCAAUCCCGAGAACCUUAUUUCCUUCGCGCGGCCACUGAAAGUUGGCGAUCUCAUCUACAUCAGUGCGUACGCAAAAGCAGAUGAGUCAAACAAAAAGUUGGAUUUGUUACUAUUUCCCAUGUGAAACACUGGUCAACCGGCGUAUCCACAAAAUUCACUGAUCAGACGGCGUAACCAAAAAAAUGAGCUAACAAAGUGCAAUCUCAAAUUCAACACGGUACGAAAAAAAAACGAACUCCGGUAUUCCCAAUUUUUUUGGACUCCGAUACGUGUGGACUCCGAUACUAUCCCAAAACUAUCUUGAUUUGCGUGUGUAAUAGCUGCUUCGUUGCGUCGCCUAUUCACGGCGUUACCGCACAGAGGAAGCGGAGCGUAAAUUUUGCCCCCACGCGUCGCGGUCGGAAACCUCGCAUUGGAGCGAACUUUCCUUCACGCGCCAAUUGUUUAUUUUUAUUAGGCCACGUUGAACGUAUUUUUCCGUAGCUUGUGAAAAAUCUGAUGUUAAACUCAAAAUCUGGAGUUUUUGGUGAACUUCUAUCGUUGAAAAAUCCGAUCUGUGUAUGUUUUAAAGCGUUUUCGACCCCGUUUCUUUUUCGAUUUAUUCUGGCCUACAGUCGUUAAUGCAGAAUCUUGCUAAAAAAAGACCACGUGAACGGAAGCAGUACAAGUUUAACAACUAACAAGUGUACAUAAUAACUUUUUUACUUACUUACUUUGAUACUUUGAUGGUCCAUCUUCGCUGAUGUUCUCAGCGUGGACCACACGUUCUCCAGGCGGCUCCCGUGGCGGCCUGGCUGACUGAUGUUCUUGCGGAAGUAGUUCCCAGUCCAUGCUUCCCGUGACGAAUCGAGGAAGUGGCGUACUUGCCCAUCUUCGCGUUGAAUUCACGCAGGACGAAGAUGUAGUACGCCUUCUCCCGCUGGAUCGUUUCCUCGAGAUUCCGGUAGAAGGCGUCAAGUUCCUUUUCCUUCUCUUCCCUUUUAGCCUUGGUGGAUUCGGCUUCUGGUGAGGUCGGCGAGUAGACGUUGCCGACGCCGCCGACGUUCUUCCCAGGGACUUUGUGGCCGAGGAUGAGAAUUUCACCGUUAGGCCAAGUCUUCUAGCUGGUGUCUUGAGAUUUCGUUUCCUGGAGCGCCACUAUGUCGAUGAGAGCGUUUCGGUUCGCCGCGAGCAAUUGCUCUUUUGCUGCAUCGGAUGCGAGCGAGUGGCAGUUUAGGGUUCGGAAACGCAGACAGUCACAGUGGCGCGUCCGUAGUCCGUUUCUAUGGUAUCCUGUUGCUCCGAGAUUUGAUCGUCCCUCGUCGGCAGAGGUAGCCCCCGAUACCGGAGAGGCGCGUGACCGACGGGCGGAGGACUGGGGCCGUCUUGCUGAACGUGUCGUCGCUUUUUGGUGGUCUGGUUAUCCUAGUUGCCUUUCCAGGGCUAGGAGGACCGCCCAUUCUAUUAGCAUGAAGCAAGGCGAACUGCGUGACCGGUGUACCGUUCGCCUCCAUUUAUGACGUUGCCGCCAUAAGUGGUCGUUGAUCCCCAUCACCGCGGAGAGGUGGUACAUGAAGGGGAUAACUUUUUUAGUUGAUGUUAAUUUUUUCAUCGGAAAAUUGGCAAAGUUUGCUUUAUAGCAAAAAAAAAAACCUACUAGUAAGAAAUUUGAUCAAUCCUUUUUCACCUGUUAACCACCUAACAAUCAUGUAAAAGCUGUGAAAUGGUUCUUAUUAUCGAUUUUCAUGAAAAGAUAGUUAGCGAAAAUGUAAAAAAUGUGAUCGAAGACUGUUGGCAACUGGCCAAAUUGUGAAUUGAUGGUUCGUAUUUGCGUCGCGGUCUUUUGCGGCCAACACAGCUAAACGAACAGAACGGUGGCAAAAAUUUGUAUUCUUGGUAACUCCGUGCUAUUUAUUGACUCGGGCGGAAAUAUGGGUGUCGAAAAGUGGCGAGACGCAUUUUCCCUCUAACGCAACGCCGGGCGGAGCAUAUCCUCCUCAACAUUUCAACCACUUGAAUGUAGUUUUUCGCCCUCUUCUCGCAUUUUUUUUUCCUAUCGUUUCACUUUCUUGUUGUGAAACCGUUUUUAGAUGCGUUUCAAAGGUUUCUGAGUUAUUUUUUUCUGAGGUGAACACGGAAAUUUGACAAGUAUGAAAACGGAGAUUUCUUUUUCCGGAAAGUUUUUUCGAGGUCUCGAUAGUCUGUGUGCCACGACUUGAAAUUUCUUUCCGCUGUUCCACUGCGUGCGUUCGCGAAGCGUCUUUCGAGUCUAGGUUUAGCUUGCAUUUGAUUUUUAUUUCUGCGAGAGCACAGAAAAGUAGAGUACCUUAAUGAAAGAAAAAAAAAAAUUAAAAGCGCGACCACGGUUCGCAAAGGCGCGCAGCGGCACAACGGAAUGUCGUUUGGUGAAAUUCCAAGUCGUGGUACACAGGCUAUAAAACGUGUUUAUAGUCAAUCCAUCCUGACUGGAAAGUCGAAGGAGGCGGAGAAGGGGGCGGGACGCGUAAUAAGGGCUGGUAUAGUGGUCCCUAAGGUUGUCCCAAUAGGGACAAGAUGAUAAUGUGGAUACGCCGAUCAACAAGUGAACAAGAAUCCUAGAAAUUUAUAAUUGAACUACAUUUUUUCCAAUGUUUGUUUCAGAGUCAUCGUAAAUUUGUACGAAGGCGAUUUCAAAGAUCCCGUCAAAAAGAAGCGUAUUUCCCUGAGUAUCUUGGUCAAAUUGGACUCGGGAAAAACCUCUUUGAAUACAUUAUCGGUUAGCUUUUUUGAAGUUUUUCCUCUACCGAGUAUGACUACAACAGCUACAGUAAUACCGAUUACAGUACAUAAGUAAUGCGGACACCAACUUUUGAACCACUUCCUCUUGUAGCCGUGUUACGGUAGGCAGAUGCGCCCUUGCGUGUCUAAGCAUGAAAGAGUUUUUACCAGAAUAGGGAUAUAUCAAUCGAUAGGUAAUCUAAUUUCAAGAUUUUUCACAGUUAAAACGAUUGGUAACUAUCGAAAUUCCUGAUUCACGUUUUUUCAACCAAGUUUACGACUUACGCAACUUGGCAGCCAGGGUUGGGCGACUUUUCCCAUUUUCCUUAUGUUGUUUGGUGUAAAGUAUUGUUAGCUGUGUAUUAUUCAAAGAAAUUCGAAAAACUGAAAAAUGUUCGAUGAGCUUUUUUUCGACUGCCUGAGGGGUUCAGCAAAACUUCAUUCUUGAUUCCAAGAACUCUUACCAGAGAUCAAAAUUCAAUCCCUAGUCUCAAUUCUUAUCCUGAUGUUCAGGGGAGACCAUACCCCAGUCAGCGCAGAAUUUAUUUUUUUUUGUUUCGAAUCUAUUCAUAAAUUUCAGAGUAAAGGAUGGUACGAGGAUGUGUCCAAAAAAUCGCCAAUCAAAAGCGGAAGAGACUUCGUGCUCCAGAUUUUGUUUCGAAAAAGUUUCCGAUCUGAAUUGAGAUGAAUAUUUCAGAGCCGACGUACAUGACUAUCAGAUUUUUAUCAACGGAAAGCUCUUCCUACGCUACAGUCAUCGUAGAAAGUUCAAGGAUGCCGUGACGCAUAUCGGAAUUCAAGGAAUCAUAUUCACCACCCGUCCAAGGUAAAUUCCAGAAAGAAAAACUGUUACACGGGUGACACGGUGUUCUCAAACGGGCGGCAGCUGAUGUCCCCAGGCGUGGCUGACUGCAACAGAGGCACGAAUUCUUGCACUAGGGGCGCGGAGAGGGGAGUCUAAUUUUUUGAAUUUAGUCUCAAAAAAAAGUUAGGCGAAAAAAGAAACAACGACAAUUUAGCGAGAAGGCAGCAGAAAAUUGAUUUCGAAGGCUUCCGUGGAACGCAUUAAACACUGAAUGAGGGUCAGCACGGAGUGCUGUAGGAGAGGCUAAAAGGGCGGGCAUACCGUAUGCCGCAUACGGUAACAGCUCACGUUUUCAACUGUUUAUUGCAGCUUCAAUGUAAGAAUACAUGUGCAGUCGUUUUUCAUUAGUUAACUGUGUUUAAACGGCAGCAGGAAUUGUGGCUUAGGCAGAGAAGUUGUUAAUUACGCUCGUAGAACAUCAGGUACAAGAGAGGUCGUAGGAAAGAUUACGGUGCCGGCUUUCCAAAGGCCGAUGGCAGAGAUUGAGCUUCUUCCCUGCAUGCAGCUCCCAAUUUCAUCUACCUCGGACACGGCGCUCCUAAAGGGUAUCCCAUGGAAACAUUAUAAAUCACAAAAAAAAAUACUCCAAAAUCGAUAGAAACGUCCCAGCAGAAGAUAAAAACGAAAUUUUAAGACAUUUCGGACACUUCAAAAAAUUUCUGUUGCGCAAGUACGCUCCAACGAAAGCAAGAGUGCGGUUAAAGGACACGCCCAAUCGGCUCGCGGUCGAGUUUCUUUUUGGAACGCCGUGCGGAGAGAUGAAAAGCUUGGUCGGCCUCAGGGGACUCGAACCUACGACUUCGCGGACGUUAGGAAUGAGUCUUUACCAGCUGAGCUAUGCCGCAACAGCGCACGGUUCAUGAACAAAAAUUGAACGUAUAACGUAGAAGAUGUUUCCCUACAUCUUCUCGUCAAUGUGUGUAGCGGUAGAAGGCGAAUCGGCUUAAGAUCUUUAUUCGUAGUGCUCGAUGUUGUGAGCAAAGCCAGGGUGAGGUGUUGAUCGAUAGAUCAGGACGCGAUGGUAGAGGGCGGAGCCUGACCUUGGCAUAGAUUCCUCAAGAGACAGCUGUUAGAAUAGCCAGAUGGGAAUAUGGUGUUACAAACGGAACAACUGUGAGUAAAGGUUAGAGUUUGAAUUAUCGGGUGCGCGCACGCAAAAUGCGUCAAGAGGAUAAUUUUUGUAGUGGCAUCUAUAAUGACGUCUACAUUUUAUCCAGGUUUCCUGGAAUAAUUUCGACAUGAAAUUGCUAUUGGAGUGAGAGAAGGUGCGAAGCGUCAAAGUUUCUGAAUUUACAAAAAAAAAAUCAUGUGCUCGCUCCGGAUAGAAUUACGUCAUUCUACGUAGAAAAUUAAACUGAUUAUUAAACGUUUAUAACUUUUUUGUUUGAUCGCCUUUGACUGCGUAAUUGAGAUUUGAAUUUUCGCGCCAAAAUUUUUUUGAUGUCCCCCACCCUGUUUGGGAACGCCGUGUUGGCGGCUUUGUCCUACGCGCAGGAAGUUCUGAGAAACUUUUGUUCUCAAUAAAAGUUUAAUUUCAGUAAUCUGCUGUACACAGAAAGUUAUCAAAGAGGAGAUGGUAAGCAGGAUGGCGAACAACUAAUGAUGUUUAAAGACGGAUAUCUCUUUCAGAUAUGUGAGUUGAACACCCCCGGCGGCUUUCGCAAUCGCUUUCAUGACUUCUAUAGGGCCUCUAACUCCAACCAUUUUUAGUUACUGAGAAAAAAAUUGCAGUAGAAUUUUUGUUUUAACUGGUAACCAUGUUCCGCUUAUUAUUUAGUUUGAUUUCAUUAGUUUUAAUAUCGGUUGCAACUUAUUUUUUUAACUGAAAACUGGCGAGUUUAAUGUUUUUUUAUGUUAUAAAAAAAAUAAAAAAAGAUUAUAGAAUAUCAUAAUCAAGGGACGAAAACGAAAAAAAGUUUAGUUUUAUUUCUAGUAAUUUUUUUUUCAAAGGUAACACCGGUUUGAUAUAAACAUUUUUCGGCACAAAAACAACGGAGGAAAUAAACUCCGUCUGAAAAAACUCAAUUUUACUUUUCUAUUCCAGUUUUCUAACCAAUCUUUUUCAACUUCUUUUAAACACCUUUUUUCAGUUGGUCCUAUUGCUGCUCUCACUUCAAAAGCGCUGAAAGAAGGGCGAGACUAA
This is a messenger RNA of Caenorhabditis auriculariae, 8327 nucleotides long. The record is from the annotation of a GenBank genome assembly. NCBI's taxonomy places the organism in Eukaryota, Metazoa, Nematoda, Chromadorea, Rhabditida, Rhabditidae.